UUUUCCAACUCGACGCCGUCAGUUCAGCUGCGGCCACGGACGGAAAUAACCGCGAUACGUUGGCUCACGUCGCGACGCCCGUGAAAAGACGACGCCGACGCCAGAUCUAUCUACUCUAAAGCGCUCGUUUCGAACUUUUUCAUUUUUUCUCUUUCGUUGGACUUUGUAUUUUAUUUGUGUUGGUGUGGAAUUAUAGUAUGACUGCGAUAUGGCAUAGAUACCAACCGCACCAAUGAGCUAAGCAAGAGCAAAUCGAAACACACCCCCAGAACCCAAAAGUAGACGCAUGAAACCUGCCAAUCUAAAACCACCCCCUUCGGUAACCAAACGCAAGUCUUCGCAAUGUGGGUGCCUUACAGAGCAUGUAUGUCAUAUUCCCGGCAGAUGAAAUAGUCUAUCUGUCAUAUGGUCGCCUUAUAUAUGUACCUUCAACCCCUGAACCUGAAAACCAACUACGAACUCCCCCCAUCAGAACGUCCCUGGAAGACAAUCAACUGUUUUACCCUGGUACAUCUGAAAAUAGUCCUAGCCAGAGAGAAUCCAUUGCCAGUAGUGAGUCCGAUAAAGCUGUUAAAUCCUUCAAGUCUAAAACUAAAGAAAAAUCAAAAAACGACGUGUAUAGUAUUGGUAGUAAGAGUAUAGAUUUAGAAACUAGAGAAUCCUCGGAAAAGAUAAGAAUCGACGGAAUAACUUACGAACGAAGAAGAUCUUCCGAACAACGCCAGAAAUCUGAGCAACCAAGCACAUCAGUUCAAUCUAAUCCAGCACCAGCAGCAAAUCUCACUAAUAAAUCCAGUUUUUUUCUUAAAAGAUAUGCAACCAAUCGAACUUCGAAGUAUAUUCCUUCGGAACCUAGUACAUCUGGCUAUAAUAGUUUAGAGAGGAAUAAAUUUAACGAAUCUGAGAACAUACAACCCUUACAAUCUACUGGAAGCUUAAAUAGGUUUGGUACAUUAAGGAAAGCUGCUUCUUUAAAUAAAACAGAACCAACAAUUGUUCAGAAUUCAGAUACGUCUAGAUUCAGCACACCUCCUAGAGUUAUUAAACCAAGAAGUCAACAAGAAGUGCAGAACAUCGCAAAUAGAAAUUCAGCUGCAAAGGAGUCUACUUCAUUUAAUAGAUUCAGUACCCCAAAUCGAUCAAUAAAAACGAAAAGUCCUGUAGAAACUGAAAGUUUUGGAUCUCGAACUUUAGAAGCUCAAGAAUACAGUACAACCAAGGGUAAAUCGCCAAACAAAUUCCUAAAAAGUAGAGAAGCUGAAAACCUGAAUAAAUCCUUAGAAAGGGGCUCAACUGGUAAUAGCAACAAGUCAAGUAAAUCCAGUAAAAAUAGUUCAAGUUCUUCUAAAUCUGUAGGUGCUAUUAAGACGAAACAAAGCGCAGAAUCAAAAGAACUACUUUCAAGACCACGUACUUUUUCUGAGACAGCAAAUUCCCCUAGUGCAGAGCCCAAGAAGAAACUAACUAAUAGUAAUUCCUUUAGGUCCUUUCUUAAGCCUUCCGCGUUGACCAAAGAAAAAGUUCCAGAACCUCCAGUGAGACCUGAACGCAAAAAAGACAAAAAAAGUGAUAGUAGUGAUGACAGACGACUGUCUUAUUCCGAUUAUUUAGCUUUAAACAGAGAACGUGUACCUCGUAGUGAUAUAAUAAACACAAGAAGUGAUAAAGUACAACAACUGCGUGUGAAACCUAUACCUAUACCUAAACGUGAGAAAUCCCCAGUGCUUAAGUUCUUUAGGGCUCAGUCUUCCAGCCCCAGAAAUUUUGGCCGCGAUAGGACAGCCUUCGAUUUCGACGGGUUCUUCAAGCAAGAACCAGCGAGUCCUGGAAAGCUUUCCGUUAAUUCUACACCUACUAAAAGUCCACCGAUCAAAGGCAUUCCUUUAAAAGCUUUUGGCUCUGAGGCUAACUUGGCAGGUCGUCAAUCAGAAAAGUCGCCGGCAAAGAAGAAACAGUUCUUCCAGAACGUGCGAGGAGCUGUAACGUCGAAGAAAGCAUCGACGCUAGAGAAAGACCUGGCCAAGAUGGCGGGAAAUGAAUCUCCACUGAAGGACCUUAUACAUCCGUCUUACAACGAACAUUUGAAGUCCCACAAUGCAGUUAGCUUUAAACUUAUUCGUACUGUGUCCGAUUUCACCCAACAGUUGGGUCAGAUGUACGAGCACCAUGCGGAAGAACUUCAAAUGCUCGUCGCCAACUUCCGGAAACGAAACGGGGAACUCAGGAAGGAAAGACCGGCCUGUCCCAGUUCGUUAUUUCACACGUGGGAGACUCUUCUGCAAGAAGUGGAAAUCGACUCGCAAGCUCUUGGAGAUAUCGCCUCGAUUCUAGGAAGGCAGGUGUCAAGGCCGUUAUUGGAGAGGUCCUUUCAUCGAAAGAUACAAUCUAGGAAAGUUUUCUCGCAUAGAGAGAGCUACGAGACGAUCAUUGCAAAAACUGAGGAGAAACUGGCAAAGUGUCGGCAAGAGUAUAAAAGUGCGUAUCUGGCGUACUUGGCUGCACCUUCAACCGAAUCCCUGAGCGCUUACUUCAACACCCACAACGCUUAUAUCCAGCAGCUUCAUGCGACGAAUGGAAUGAUGGAUGAAUUUGGAAAGAGUACUUUGCCGUCUUUACUGCAGGAAUUAGACGAAAUUUAUGUAGACUUGUGUUCAACUGUGACUGAUGCGGUACUACAGGGUGCAGAAGUAGUUUCAAAUAGGUCUAUGGAACAAUGCAGGAGAUACGAGAGUCUUAUAUCGCAAUGUAAGGCAGUCUCUGGGAGUUCGGACCUCAACCACUUGGCCCGAUCGUUACCUGUUCCUGGAGGAAGAGGGCCCAUACUGAAAAGGCUGUUUGUGCCACCUCAGCCCCCACCUCCAACUGAAUCCGUCGAUGGAGAAAUGCAAGACUUGCAACAUAAUGAUAGUAUACCUCCUCCCCUUAGAGACGAACUAGUAAUAGAUAAAUUAUCAGCUGUCCAAUUGAAACCAAGCCAUGACGUCCUCCACAAGGAAUCUCAAGAUCUCGAAGCGCAGAUUCGUCAAAUCCAUGACGCGGUUGACACGUUGCUACGCAUCCAGCAGAAAUCCGUCGAAGCUUCUCUCUACAACAAAGCCAACGAACUACAAGAAGAUAUAUCGAUGAAACGAUUCGACCUGCGAGUUGCUCAGCUACAUCUCAGUGCUAUUAAUUCACAAAAAGAACUUUUUUCGAACAAAUUGGAGGGCGAGACCGUCACCCGCGAGCGAAAAAUGUCGUCCGCCUCCACGGCAAGCAUGAAAAACAAAUGGCUGAAGGCUUUUAAAAGCCUUAAAACUCCACCGCCAGAAGCGGAGCCUAAGAAAAAUGGAGCAGCCGCUACAAGAGAACUGUUAAAAGGGGACCCAGAUGCUCAUAAUUUUCAGGAAUAUACAUAUAAGAAGAUCACCCCCUGCGAUGUUUGUUCACAAGUACUUAGGGGUCACACCAGGCAAGGCCUAAAAUGCCGAAUCUGCAAGAUGAACGUUCACAUGGACUGCUUAGACAAGGCCUCAAAAUGCCAAACCAAAGCAAGGCUUCUGCGAAGACAAAAGUCAACAUCAGAAAUUGAGACCAGAGUACCUGAAAUGAACCCCGAUGAUGAAAGGGUAGCAGCAGUGUUCUCAAUGCCAACCAUUAAUAGACGUUUGUCAAUGAGGAACAACAACCAGCUUCACCCAAAUCUCAACAACGCUGUUGUUUUAGACUACAAGCAAGGUCCAUCGACACCAAAUAGCGCUCCCAUUAUGGCCGAAUCGACUUCGAUGAGAAGAAGACUUUUCGCGGGAAUGAAAAGUCUGACCGGUUUUGGAUCGAGGUCGAGACACGGAUCGCCGGGCCAUCGCUCCAUCUCUCUACCAGAAAGAACGAGCAUGAAGUCUUCACCAAGUGCUGUGAACAUUUGUCCAAUGUUUGGAAGUCGAAACGCUGCUCCCCACUCCCCGCGCCGACAGAAGCUGAACCUGAGGAUGAAGAGUUUAUCCCUGGACUCCCCCGAAAGUACUGAACACGUCCGAAGAGGAAAACAUCAUGGGACUAACGCUUCUAGUGACCCGCACUCCAACCAGAGCAGCUCGUCGAGAAUUCAGUCACCUUCAAGUCCUGUUCACAAUCGUCGAUUGCUAUCAGCGAAGAAUAUUAGAAUGUCAUCAGUGGAACUGCCUGAUGAAAAUGACAAGAGUCCUUCAUCUGCAAGUGCUUCUCCCUGUCCCAGUCCUGUAGGUGCUAAGAAAUCACAUCGGCUUCUCCCCACCAACCUCUACGUAGUUUUGUACAACUUCAAAUCGCGCCAUCAAGAUGAAUUAGACUUGAAGGCCGGCUACAAAGUAACAGUUAUUGACACUUCUGACCCAGAUUGGUGGAAGGGUAAAUGUCUCGGAAGAAUCGGAUUCUUCCCAUCAAAAUACGUUUCGAAGCUAGGCUCUGGGGAAAAACCGUUACAGGUUACCCACAACCUUCAGGUGUCAGAUGGUGAUAACGGUCUGAUGCUCCUUAGGGACCAAAUAGUCAUACAGAUUGGCGAAGAGUUAGACGGCAUGGUCAUGAUCCGCUCCGGUGAUAACCGCCAGGGUAUUUGUCCGAUCAAAUUCCUACAGGAAGUGUGACAACGUAGCGAAGUAGCUUGUCAAGCCACUUCACCUUGUAACUGUCUCUAUAAACAACAAAGCGCACCCCAAACUACCCUUAACAAAAUAUACUAUCCCAAUCCCACCCCUAGGCUGAUCCAGAAUAACGUGUCUAAUAAGCAGAACAAUAAGCGGAACAAUAGUCAUACCGGGAGUAUAUUGCAGUAUUAUUAUAACAACUUCGGAAAGAACAACAAAGAUACUAAUGUUUAUAAUAACGUCUUGAAUAGAAGAAGAACGGAAUUGGCUUUCCUGCACGGGAAAGCGCCAUUUUCUUCCAACAAAAGGCCUCUAUCUAUUCGGCUUUCUACCCCGAAGCACGUAGUCAACUUCUUCAAGAACAAAUCGGACUCGCAGAAAAGACCUUUGCUUUUACAGGGAUCCCAGACACUGAACAAUCAUGCCAGUUUUCAAAUUAUUCCGAACAAAACAGGUUUGAAAAUAUCCUCAAUAUACACAAUCAGCGAGAACGUCGAAAAAUUUAGUCUGUAUAGGAAGAAUCUAUAUAUUUCAUCGAAUAGCAGGCCUCUAUUUGUUAGGAUAUAAUAUUUUUUGCCAAUGACUCCCAUAUUUUUGUAAAUGUUAAUAGUAUUACUGUGAAGCUAACUUUACUAUACCCAUAUUUUUGAGACGGUGGAUCUUAGUUGCUUUUGAGACUAUACUAAUAGACAAGUAAGGAUCUGCGAAAAAACGUCUAUUUUUGGAUGUGAGAGGUGGCAUUCGGAUUUUUGCAGAUAAAGUUAGCUGACACCUUCAGUAAUAAUAAUUGACUUAUGCUCCUUCUCAAAUAUGCCCGGAUCAUUAAUAAAAAAAUUAAAAUAUUUAAAAAUUUCGAAAUACAUCGAUUUUUUCUGCUUUCUUUGCUUAUAACUUUAAGACGAUUCGUUUUGGAACAAAGUCAUAGAGAAAUAAAAUAAAGAUAAUUGAAUUUUGUAUGAUAUACGACUGGUAAAAAUUGUCUUAAGGUAUUAAAUUUUCUGCAAUAUAGCAAUAAAUACAAAAUAAGGGGGUAAAAUAAGUCUGUUGUUAUUCAAUACUUUUUAACCACUUUGGUGGCACUUAGAACCUUAGUAAUUCGCUUAAGAAAUUCUUUGUAACAUACUUAAAUCGUGUAUUGUCCUUUUCAUGAGCAUUUUUCAGUGCGUAACAAAUGAUAGGAAAAAGGGUAAGUCCGUGAUAAUACACAUUUAUGACAUUUAUUCUAACAUGACAUUUUAGUUAAAUCUGACAGUAGUCACAUUUUAUUUUCAAUUUUAUCUUCUAUCAAAGAAUAUUUUGUUAUGGUUCGUAUUUCUUUGAAUAAGUCGACCAUUUUAAAAUAAAAUUCUUUAAAGGAAGUUUUAUACAGGAACAUGCUAUGAAUAUCCUUUUCGACAUCCAGUAUUAAAACAUCACUUAACAAAGACUUCUCCCUAAAGACCUAAAGUAGUACAGAAAGUCGAAAUGAAAAAAACUUUGCACACCCUCACUUUUUUACCUUGUUUAACAAAAUAAAAAGAAUGGUUAUUGGUUCUUAAACCACUCUUUGCUACAUUAAUCCGUUCCAUCAAUGCACUUAUAAUUUUUAGCUGCUUGGAAAUGUCUCCAAAAUCCCAGUAUAACUUAAAAAAAAAGCUCAUCUCUCUUCUUCUAUGCAUUUCCGGUACAUGUUUGCCUGCAUUUUGUGAUGUCACACGGAUCUCUAACUGAUCUGGCUGAAAUGUAUAUCUUCCUGUUGUACAUUUGAUAAGAUUGUCCAGAGUUUCGGAGGCCUUUAAUUCUGUUUUGUAUCCACUUCUUACAUUGUUCUUCUUACAGUCUAAGUGAAGUCUAAGAAAAAGUAAACCUAUACUGACACAACUUUGUUCUUUCAUGGCAUAAAGUAAAGUAUUUGAAUUUAAGUAAAUUCUAUACCGACACAACCUUAAAUUUUUCUGACACAAAGAGUGUGUUUUUGCAAAAAAUUCAUUCCAUACUGGCACAACUUUUAAUGGGCCGGUAUAGACUAACAAAUAAGAUAUUUUUAUUGAAGGAUAUAAAAAUUAAAAAAUGGCAUAACAUUAGUUUUAUGAAAAUAUGCCGGUAUUCCACGUACAAGCAACACAAACACACCUAAAGUCAACGGCAUAUUAAAUAUGUGACUGUAUAGUGCUGCCGCUCGAGCGAAAUGGAGGGAAAUAUGCACGUGGUACAACUCUAUCUAGGGGAUUCUAUGCAAGCUACCUUUAUGUUGGUUUCGUUCAAUUAUAAAGUGAAAUUUCGUGAUUUUUAAGUAGUGGUUAUCACAAAACACCAUUUUCUGAAAAUGUGCCACUAUAGAACUCAGUAAGCGAUCUGAUUUAACAAAGAAAAGAGAUCAAAUUUUGAGUUAUGUCACUUUUCUUUUAAAAUAUUGGUCCCUUUUUUUAAUAUUAACGAAAAAUACCUAGGACACUUCUCGAAAUAUAUCAAUUUUGUAAUGAAUAACGAAAGGUUCACGUCGAAUGUCAGAGCAUAACUCUAAAAAGUGUCAUUAUUCCGAAAAAAAGUAUUAAUUUUACCGCCAAACAUCAAUGUGACAUUUUUCCUGUAAACGUAUAGGGUAUUUGGAGUCAAUUUAACAAGAUAACUGUAAUUAUGCAUUUUGAGUUGUGUCAUUUUUCUUCCGGAUAAGUGACGUAUCCAAAAUGAGCAACGUGCUGCUUUUACCUACAAAAUAUUUUGCCUGCGGUUUAUGCGGUUUAAAUAUUUUACCAUUAUAAUUACAAAAAAAUAGUUUCUGUAAACUUAUCUACCAACUAAUUUCCCAGAAUAAACAAUGAUUUCGUUAAAAUAAUUUGAAACUGUAGAUAAGUUCAUUAAAAUUAAGUCACUAUGAUAACACGGAGAGCUGAAAAUGACGUGGUUUUAAUUAUUAGGUCAAUGUUAGAUUUCAAAACAAGUCAAACCGGGUAAGAUAGCAAGAACAAAAUCUCACAUUAUAAUUAAUUAAUAAUAAAAUCAAUGAAAAUUAAUUUAGGAGAAGGGAAGUCAUGGAAAAGUGUUUAUGCAGCUAUCUCUUAGAUUUACGUAGAAUUAUAUUUGCCAAAGUUAAUUAUAUUAAAAUAUUAUUACAGCAGAUAAGUACCUUUUGAUGUUUUUUCAUGUUGCUUCAUUGAAAAUUGGACAAUGUAGAAGAAACAUGAGUCAAAAAUAGAAACCAUGGAUAUGAAGCACUUAAGAACAAUCGCAUGAGAAUCAAAAUGGGAUAGAAUAAGAAAUGAAGAAAUAAGAAGAAGAAUGGAAAUAGAGCCAAUAUUAUAUCACAUCCAAAAUAUACAACUAGAAUGGUAUGGACAUAAUGUGAUAAGAAUGAAGCCAGAAAGGAUGCCCAGGAAAAUUCUGGAAAUGGAAAACACGACAAAUAGGAGAAGAGGGUGUCCCCAAAAUAAUUGGAGGGAUCAAAUAAAGAACAUAGGAAAUGCACGAGGGAAAACUAAAGAGGGAAUGAAACGCCUAGCCAAAAACAGAAAAUCGUGGAAAAAAAUGGGUAAAGGAAACAACGGACCAUAAUCCGACGUCGUAACAGGCAUAAGGAAAAAAGACAAGAAGUAGAAGAUGUUGUUUCAUGCAUGUUUUAUUGAUAAUAAUAAAGCAUCCGAUAAAGUACAUGAUUAACUAAUGAAUGCCUUGAUAUCAAUUAAGAUAAAUAAUUGCAGUCAUCUCAGGAUCAUAUCGAAUCUACACCACAAGCAGCGAGCAAAGUACGUGUUAACGAACACCUGUCAGAGGAAAUUUAAAUUAGACGUAGGGUGAGACAGGGAUGCGUAUUAUCGCCAAUUAUUUUUAAUGCCUACUCGGAAGAGAUCCUAAAAAGAGAGCGAAACAGCUAGAAUAAAGGUAAAUGAAGUACCUUAAGCCAGAAGUGCUUGUCGGACUUCAUUAGAAUACAAAGAUUGCAAUGGGCCAGACAUGUGAUAAGAAUGGGAGAGGAUAGGCUACCAAAAAGAGCACUGAAUGCUAGAAUGCAGGGUAAAAGAUCGGUUGGAAAGCCAAGAAAGCGCUGGGAGGACACAGUAAACAGCGACGCACAAGCCCUUUUAGUAGUCCGUGUAUGGAGAAGAGCAGCCACAGACAAGCAAGGGUGGAGGCAAAAAAUAAAGGAGGCCAAGGCUCAAUUUGGGCUGUAGUGCCGUAGAAGAAGAAGAAGAAGGAGUGCCUAUUAAUAACAUUAGAUAUGCGGAUGACACUGUCAUCUUAGCCGAAAAUUUUUAAGAUGUUUAGAGACUGAUGAACAGAAUAGCGGUGUAUGGCCAAGAAUACGAUCUAAUAAUGACAAAAAUGAGAAUAUCUAAAACUCAAAGAAACAACGAGAAUCUACUCAUAAAUAGAACCAAUAUCGAACGAGUAGAGCAAUAUGCAUAUCGCAGAACAGUUAUUAACUUCACAAAUAGAAAUUAAAAUUACAAUAGAAAAGGCUAGAGCAAAUUUUAAUAAAUUCAUAAAAGCACUCUGCACCAGAAAUUUAAAGUUAGACCUAGUUAGGUUGACCAGAUGCUACGUUUUGUCGACUUUGUUUUAUGAAAUGGAAGCUUGGACAUUGAAUGCGGCAUAAAUGAAAAAACUGUAAUCAUUCGAGUUGUGGGUGUAUAGAAGAAUACUCAAGAUAUUCUGGACAGAACACGUCACAAAGAUGUUCUGAGAAAGAGGAAUAAAGACAUGAAAGUCUUAAAUAUAGUCAAAACAAGAAAAUUGGAAUAUCGGUCAUAUUAAACGUGGAAAGAGAUACAACUUGCUCCAGCUGCAGGGAAAGAUCCGGAAAAGGAAGCAUAGCGAGAUCUAAAAUAUCAUGGCUGCGCAACCUGAGAAAAUGGUGCGGAUGUACAUCAAAUGAAUUUUACAGAGGAGUUGUCUCUAAAGUCCGAAUAGCUAUGAUGAUUGCCAACCUCCGUCGAGGAGAAAAAGAUAUUUUUCAUUAGAAAAAAAUUGUGUAAUGAAAAAUAUUCCUUUAUAGAUUAGUUCGUGAAAUAUUUCAUAAUAAAAUCGCAUCAAAAAAAUAAAUCAGCGUAUUAUUUCGAAACUAUUUUCUUGUGAGAUUUUAAUACUAUUUUACUAUCGUUAAUGGGAAUUAACCACAAUAAAAACCAUGAUAACUACGUUGAAAGUACUUUUAUUUUGAUGUUACAACUUCCGAAUUGGAAACCGGAAGCAAUUAUUGACCAAUUAUAAUAACAAACAACUUUCGAAAAAUAAAAAAAGAAUUUAAUAGAGACGAAGUAAUUUUUUGUUUUUUUGGGCGUAAUAUGUUAAUUUACUUAAAUAUUUGUCAGAUUUGCGGUGUUCAACCCCAAAUUUUCCAUGUUUGUUCUGUGGUACUUCAAAAUUUGGCGAAGGUACUUACUCAAUUCUUGGCGGAUGCUUCGAAGAUUAGAAUUUGGUGGAUGCCCUAAUUUUUUUAUGUAUGUCGCGUUCUCUGAUACAUUUUUAACGAACGUUUUUCUUACUUCGCUAAAUAUAUAACUUCAGGAAAUAAGUUGUUCUCUAGUUAGCUGGGUUAUAAAAAUGAAACCACCAGAGAAACUCUCGUUGAAUUGUAUCAUAUUAUUAUGCUCUGUCAAGAUUAAUUAAUAACUAUGAGCGUUCGUUUUUUUUUAUUCUUAUAUUUUUUUCAUCAAAGUUUUUUACUUCGAUUUUAACGUUUUUUAUAAUUUAAUUAUUCAUUAGUUUCACUUGUCUUUAGUAAAGUAUUGAAAGCAAUUACGAUCCACGUCAGAAGAAGAUUACUGUUAAGCACAUCCUUUCGAGUUUUCAUAAGCACUCAGUUUUUGGAUCUCAUCAUAUGUAUCAUUUAAAUCCCUAUAAUAUUGUAUAAAAACGUGUAAGACAUCUAGCUACACAGACAGUCAGUAAAAAUAUAAGAGACAUUAUUAUAAAAAAUAUAUGCAAAGUACUUUUGGGCAAUUUGGAUAAAUAUACACAUUGAUUGUCGUCUUUAAUUGAUACAAUACUUUUGUUAUCAGAAAGAUGUUGCUUUUAUACUAUAUUGAUCUACAAAUACUAGUAUUGAAAGCAAAUAUCAAUUUUUAAAACCAAAAUGGAGUUUACUAACCGAUUUUUACUGGCGGUCUCUUGCUUCAAGAAAUCAGGAAUACAUUUUGUACUUUAUUUUUCUGACAACUGUAAAACUAUGGUACAAUGAACCAUUUAAUAAACUUAUACAAAAUAAAAAGGCAUAUCUUUAAAUUACUAUGAAACUGGAAAAUGUCAUUUAAAAGAUAUUAUGACUGCAACCCUUAAAAUUCAUAAUAAAUACUUAAUUACUCUGUAGCUCUACAGCCCAUCGUUGGUCUUGGUGGUUGACUGUUCAUUCUUCCGACAUUUCUUUCAUUGCAUAGGGUCUUUGUUCAUCUCCAAGUGGAUGCUGUUUCUCCAUCUGGUGCCUGGUAGUCUUCUUCCUUCUGGGUUAGACUGCUACACUAGUUUUGACUAUCAUGAUGGAUUUAGAAGGAUGGGUCAAUGGAGUAACGGUGGCUAGUAGAAAAAUCUCCAAUUUAAGAUUUGCUGAUGACACUAUACUUAUAGCAGCAAAUUAACGAGAAAUGCUAAAUCUUUUGCGAAAAGGUGUGUUAGAAAUCAAUGAAGGUGAUCUUAAUAUUAAUAAAGAUACGACGAGAAUAAUAGUAAUAAACAUAUUUAACACUAUUCAGCUAAGUAACCACUUAAGAAGCAGGGAUACCAGAUAGUAGACAGCUUCACCUAUCCCGGAUCUAAUGUAACUAUAAGUCGCCUCAUCAUAAGAUUUUGAAAAUGCCGAUCUAUCUAUUAAAAAUCAAGAUAAGAUUGAUCCAAGACCGAGAGUUGAACUCUCCUCGCAUAAAAACGCCAAAAAUGGAUAUCUUUGAGAUUUGGACUCGGAGAAGAAUGUUGUGCAUACCUUGCACAGCUCAUUGGACAAACGUUUUCAUUUUUAAUCAACUUGGCAUUAAAGAAAAGCUAUCUACAACAUGUCUGUAGCGAAUUCUACGGUUCUUUAUUUAAGUGGUUCGAACAGCAAACAAUAAUUGAGAAAGAUUAAUUGUUUCUGGAAAGGUUCCGAGGAGAAGACUAAGAGGAUGGUCACCAUCCAGAUGAUCCAGGGCCACUCUGCGAAUCCCUUAGGGCAGUUGAAGGGUACAAUGGAGAAAAUUUAUUAGGAGUUUUGGAGAAAAUCAGGAUCCUCGUUAAUGGGGAAAUGAAAAGAGAGAUAUAAGUAUAGUUCCUUCAGUUCUAUAAUUGAGCCCAUCGGAAUCAAAUCCUGCUAAAUCCUAAAUUUUUCGUCUUCCCUUUUUUUUACACAUUUUUAAAGUUCAAACAUAUUAAUCUACAGUCAUAAAGUUUCGGCUCAAAACCUUCUAAAUCCGCUUUAAAGUACGUCAGUGGAAUGUUAACGUUAGAACCAAACCCUGCUAUGUCCAUUACUUUUAUGAACAAUAAAGCAACGGCGUAACCAGGAUGAUCCUUAGAUGGGUUACAACUUCUGGAGGUAUAGAAUACCGCCAAUUUAAGCUCAAAGUACAUUCCAAUGAGAAGAGGGGAUUGUAACCCCAAACCGCCCUGGUGAUAUCACUGCGAAUAAAGUACUUCUUUUUCUUGUAUAUUUUGUAUGUUUUCCUAUAAAAAUGGUUUAAUAUCUACUUUUAGUGCAUUAAUUGCGCCAAAAGCAGUUGAAAAUGAGGAAUUUGGAAUUAUAUGGGCUUAGAGUCAAAAUCUGAUAUAUCCAAACUAAAAGAACAAAUUUCUGAAGAUUUAAGCGGCAUGAAGAGAAAUGACUUUAUACCAAAUUAGUGUGCCAUUUUAUGACAUUUAUUGAUGCCCCUUUUAUUGAGAAAUGCCGGAUAUUUUUUGGAAAAUUUACAGUUGUAAUGUUUUUUUGGCCUCCUGAAAAAUUUCAAAACAUGGAUGUAGCAGGUUUUGAUUCUAUAGGCCUCAAUUAUUCUAGUCGGUUGUUUUUGUGUAUCUAUAAACGAUAAAAUCGUAUCUGUUAUAAUUAAUAACCGAAGUAUGCAGUUUUUACAAAUAAAUUCAACUUACUGCUUAUCAAGAAUCUUUACUGCAUCCUGACUGAGAGUGUUAUCUACCUAUCUUACCUUCGUGGCCAGAAGUGCUUAUUUAUGGAACUCAGCCUGUUUUUUUCAUAUCGGACUAAAAACUUUGAGCUUAUUUCCGUUUUUUCAUAAAAUCAUUCAUUCUCUCAGGUAGAGAUUGCAAUCUCUUAUAAUCUUUAUCUGAUUUCAAAUUAUGUAAGACCAAAUAUCUUCUUUACAAUUGACUGGUCGUUUGGCAAUAGCAGAUAUGUCCAUUUUUGGUACUUUUCAGGAGAGCAAAUUCAAAUUUCCACGACGGCCAUAACAUUACCGUUUUUUCUUAUAUGUAUGUGACCUCAUAUAAAUAGCUGUAUAAACAAUAAACUCUAAAACCAAAUAUGAUAUCUCUAAAACUGUGAUUUUAUGGACAUCUUGGACAUUUGAAUUUGCUCUUCAAAAAUAUCGAAAAUGGACAUAUCAGCUUUUGGCAAACGGCCACUCAAUUCAACUAUGCAUGUACAUUCCUGUCGACCUCUUCCUAUUAUAAAAAUACCCUACUAAGUUAGGAAAAUCUGUUAAGCCUGGUAGUUAGCUAUGAGUACAUCGGAAACAAUCUUCAAAGUGAAACUUUUAUUUUUUUUGUUUUCACCCAAUUUUGAAAAAAUGUGAAAACUUUGGAUUAUCCACGUCCGUCUGUCCGUCUGUCCGUAACCACAACUCCUCCGUCAUUAUACUAGGUAGAAUGACAAGUGAGGUGUCAAAUGAAAGCUUAUAAUCCAAAGAUGGUACUAAAGGUGAGAAAUUUGACUUAAGCUGUCUGUCCGUCGGUCCGUCGGACCCCGAAUAUAGCUCCUCCAUCAUUAUACCAGGUAGAAUGACAAAUGAGAUGUCAAAUGAAAGCUUAUAAUCCAAAGAUGGUACUAAAGGUGAGAAAUUUGACUUAGGCUGUCUGUCCGUCGGUCCGUCGGACCCCGAAUAUAGCUCCUCCAUCAUUAUACCAGGUAGAAUGACAAAUGAGAUGUCAAAUGAAAGCUUAUAAUCGAAGAAUGGUACUAAAGGUGAGAAAUUUAACUUAGGUUGUCUGUCCGUCGGUCCGUCCGACCGCGAAUAUAACUCCUCCGUCAUUAUACCAGGUAGAAUGAAAAAUGAGGUGUCAAAUGAAGGCUUAUAAUCCAAGGAUAGUACUAAAAGUGAGAAAUUUGACUUAGGCUGUCUGUCCGUCGGUCCGUCCGACCGCGAAUAUAGCUCCUCCGUCAUUAUACCAGGUAGAAUGACAAAUGAGAUGUCAAAUGAAAGCUUAUAAUCCAAGGAUGGUAUUAAAGGUGAGAAAUUUGACUGAGGCUGUCUGUCCGUCGACCGUCCGACUUCCAAUUCCACUUUCGAUUACUUUGGGUGAAAAUCUAGGACUUACGAAGUCCAAUUACUUGUUAAAUAUAAUACAAAUAACAAAAUUUUAAAGAAUUUUGUGUUAAAAAUAUUGACUUGUAGACACUGAUCUGUUGAGUGUCAUGUGUUAUGAUCGGUAUUAUCUUUGUAUUGGAGUUUUAGGGGAAAUUUAAAAAAAAUUUAAGUUCACUCAUGAAAGUCAAUAAAUACAAAUGAUAUCCCUUUUAACGGCACGUCAUUGAAUAUUGAUUAAUUUUAUUUUAAAUAUAAUCUGGAUUUAGAUAUUCCUGAAUAUAUUUUAAAUGGUAUUUUCCUCUAAUAUUGUUAAAUCUUUUAUAGUUUAUAUUAAAAAUUAACAUAUUUAUAAAUAUUGUCAUUGUGAUUCUAUAUUUGUUGCAUUUAUUCGUUUAUUAUAACUUUUUGUGAAGUUUGAGAUGUUUUUAAUUAAAAAUAAUUAAAAAAUCGUCAGACUAAUCCAUUAUCAUGACUAAAUUAUUAAAAAUUAUUGUUUUCUAAAUACUCACAAAAUAUUUUUGUGCAUCCUGAAUAAACUGACACAUGUAAGUCCAUUUCUAAAUAGGUAAAAAAAGAAAAGAAAAGAAAAGGCUUACUUGCCGUUGGUUUAAUUGUACUUUGGACGACCAAUUUUGAGCUCUAUAAUUUCCGGCUCAUCAUCAGUUCCCUGAUGAGGUCACUUAAUCACUAAAAACGAUAUUAUUUAUAAGUAUGGUUAAAUAAAUUUUUCAAGGAAUUGACGAUGAGCUGAAAAUUGUAGAAUUCUGCGUGUAUAAGAGCUAUUUUUCCCAGUGCUGCAGUGCUCCCCUAGGAAAGCACUAUAAAUUUAUGAAAUUGGUGCUUCUGCUCUAUGCUUCAGUUAUACCAAACUUCGAAAUAGCAGGAAUGCAUUUCUAUCAUAUCAAUCCUAUGUCGGAUUUCUAUAAUACUAAUUUAAAUUCAAAUUUAGUUUGAGCACUACUAUCCUCAUUUUGGAAACCAAGUAACCAAUGUUUUAACCGAGUAAACCAACAGGUUUUAAAAAAUAAAGCUUGGAUCACCUGUUUUUAAGAAGUGGAUUUCUUAUGUAGAUCAAUGGAUUCGAAAAUAGUCUUCUUUUUCUUCUUCUAAUGGCGCUACAACCCUUUGCGAGUCUUGGCCUGCUUAGCAAUGUUCUUCCAUUCUGCCCUGUCGGAUAAUUUCCUUCGCCACUUCCUGAUGUUCACGGCUUUAAGAUCCUCUCUACGUCAUCUAUCCAUCUUUCACGGAGCCUUCCUCUUGUUAUAUUUCCUUAGGGCUUCCAUCUCUGGAUUACUUUUACAGUUUGAUUAUCUGGCAUUGUUUCUAAGUGACCAAGCCAGUUUAGUCUUUGUGACUACAAAUCUAACAAUAUCUGCCCUCUGCAUUAGUUCAUCCAGCUCGUGGUUCAUUUUAAUUAUCCACGAACCAUCGCUGCAUUUGGUCCAAAUAUUUUCUUUAGUAUUUUGCACUCAAAAUUCGAAAAUAGUGUUACAAAUGUUACAAAACUGACUUGACUUUUCUAUGUUCUUUUAUUCACUAAUGUUUAGUUUUAGUUGACUUUAUUUAUUUUUAAUAACUUACUUCUAAACAAGUGAAAAACACUGAAUUUAUAUCUUUUAUUUUACAAACCACCAUAUUUAAUUUAUUUAUUACACCAAACCUACUAAUUUAUCUAAUUACAAAUUCAAAAAUACCGCGCCCGUUACAUAUCAAAGUACACCGACGGUUUGAAAUUCACAAAUGACUUACUAAUUCCAAAAGCCCCUAUUUAUACAUUAUUACAAUGUUCCAGAAUAAGAAAGAUUAUUACGGAAGAAUUCAUCACAAACACAUAAAUCAAAUUCGGUAAACAAAAAGGGUCUGUUAAAUUAUAAUAAAUAGGCAAGGUGCUGAAAACAGUCGGGUGACAAAAUUAUGUAAAAAUAGUAUCGCAUAAAAUAAUCAAAUAAAAGUGUAAUCGAUAUGAAGCAUGGUAAAAAAAUAAAGCAUCUCCAAAGACAGAUCAAGCAGGAUAACAAGAGAAGCAACGAGGAAAUACCGAACCCUAAGAAGAGGCAAAACAUAUUUCAUAGAAGAAAUAGAAGCAAUUUGAGGAAAAGCAAUUUGAAAGCAUAGAAAAGCUAGGAAAUUAAAAUGAAAGUCGAAAGUUCUACAGACAUCUAAACAAAAUCAGAGAGAAGAAAGUGGAAAAUAAGAAGAAGGAAAGAUAUAUAAAGUCUUACAACUCAUACAAACAAAUCUGGUGAUAAUUUAGGAAACAAUAGUUUUAAAGGUUUUAUUUAUAGACAAAAAAAUGUUAUUAAUUUAAUACUUUUACUCAUAACUUUCUGUUCAUAUAUAUUUAAAAAAAAUAAUGUUUCAUUAAAAAGCUGCAUUUAUUAUUGCAUUUUCUACUCAAAUCCAAGUGUCUACAUAUUUUUGUUCGAAAAUAAACAGUUAUAUUGAUAUGUGAAAAUAUUUUUAUGAAAAUAAAGUACACAAAAAAAUAUCUAUUAUGGAAAAUAUUUUUUUGGUAGUCAGACCAGAUUGUUGUAUCUAUCUAAUCUAUCUAAACUAAAUCCAAAGAUAUUAAGUUUGGAAAAUAUUUGAUCCUACAUCUUUCAUUAUUACUGAAACUUUGAUUACAAUGAAACUUUUAUUAUAUUUUUGUCUCCUAUAUUUUUUCUAUUUCAGUAUAAUAGAUAUCUUUUAUGCAUUUUUUAUUAAUGUCUCAUCCAAAGAACAACUUUUGAAAAAAAUCGAAAUAUUAAGACACAAUCCGAAAUAUAAGGUAUAUUUUUUGUGUACUAAACUAUUCUUGUUAAUAAAGAGAAAUAUAUUAUAUUAUAGAUUUUGGUUAGAGUAAUGCAAAAUGUCUUAAACCAAAUGAUGUAGGUAAUAAAUUAAAAGUAAAAUCCAUAAGAAAAAAUUUUAUAUAGCUGGCUGAAUACCAUUAAUCACAAAGAAUUUAUAAAAAUGCAUAUUUUGUAAAAGAUAUGAAUACCUAUUUAUUAAAAUCCUUAAAGGACUUCAUCAAAAUUACAGAACGUUUUCAAUCUAAAAAGAUCGACAUUAGUACUGAUAACAGGUUUAUAACAUCAGGAGCCUUAUUUUGGUGCUUACUAUGGUGCUACCUUAUUUUUAUGAAGAAACAUAUUUUUUUAUCUUUAAACCGUUUUAAUUCCCGUUCAUUUUUUGUGCGUAUUUCUUUUCUCUAUAUAAAUUAUAUAAAAUCUGGCAACUGUGCAGUGUAGUACAACCCUCGCCACUCACAGCGGACGGGAUGAUCGCAUCGUGCCGAAAGCUUAGAUGGCUCAACUGAAAAGAGAAAUAUUUUACGGGCAUUCUAUGUAAGUGACAGAGAUACAGCUAUAUUGCACUUUUAAUACACGUUUAAAUGAGACUAUUCGUGCCUGGCUCGACAAGGAAGAUCUAAUAUUUUUUACUAUGCUCAUCAUAGUGAAUAGUGGAUCUUAGCUCCAAAAAGAUUCUUGCACAGGGUAGUACAUUAUAUUUUCGAGUUUUUUUACGCGCUCGCUCGCUCGUUUUUGUAUUUAUAAUUAUUACAUUUUUAAUGAUUAAACUUUUUAUUAUAAACUAUUACGUUUUUAAGUAAUUUAAGUUUUUUUAAUUUUUAAUAAAACUCGAGUUAAAUUCAGCUUAUCGUGAUAGUCUAAUUAAACACAAUGAACAAGAAGUGGAUAAAGAAUCGAUAUGUUUUGAAUCAAAUUAAAAAUUAUAUCUAUAUGGUUUUGUGGAGCUUUCGAGUUAGUUUUGAGAAAUCACGACGAAAAGAAAAAUUCAAAAAAUAGAGGCAUCUUUAUGGAACUGUUCAAUGUUAGCCGAAUUAGACCAAAGACUUAGGUUCAUAUUCAAAGUUCCAAAUCUUUAAAAGCGUGUACCUCAAAACAACACAAAAUGAACUCCUUCGGUGCAUCUUAGAUGUUUAUCACGAGGAAAUAAGGAAAGAAAUUGAAAAUAAUCUUUGUGUUGCAGUGAUUGCCGAUGAAGCGACAGACAUCGCGUCGCUGGUGAAUUUCAGUUAGUUAUAGUUUUCGGGUAUUUGUGUAAAGGGCGAUAAGUUGAGAUAUUUUGGAGAUUUUACUUGUUGGACGGACAUGAUGUCAAAUCAAUCACUGAAUGCAUUUUAAAUGUUUAAAUUUCUUGACACCCCAAAAAUAAUAUAAUAUAUACCUACAUAAUGUAAAAGUAUCCGUACCUAUUUUUUUAAAUUUCUAUUUUAUACUUUUUUUGACAAUAUCGUGAACCCUCACUAAAAAUUUAGGCAGCUGCCCGAAUUCUGGCACUACCUACUUAAAGUGAUACGAGCCGCCCUGUAUAACAUGCUGAACCACCAAAAAAUGUAGGAGAAAGCCCUCUAAAGGUUUUAGAAUUAUGAUAGAUAUACAUAAUUAGGUUUAAUUUAAAGUGGUGGUUAAAAUUUCCCUAGAUAUGGCACCAAGUAUCACAUGACUCCCAAUACAACACGUGGGUUACUCAGUGCAGAGGAUAAUUCCUCACAUUAUGGACUAUAAUUAGCGACUGGUUGCUAAUAGGGCUUUUCAUUCACAGUCAUUUGUUUCGAGCGUUUGUCAUGUGUCACAUAGUACUAAUAUAUCUACGUCAUACGUUAUUGGUAUAUACAAAUGAUACAAACCAAAGACGUAUGGCGUAGAUAUAUUAAUAUUAUGUGACACAUGACAGAAGCUCGAUACAAAUGACAUUCGAUGAAAAGCCCUAUUAUAAGGACGACAAUGUACAAGAGAUAGCUGAUAGUUGACAUAAUGAUGUCAUUGUCAAUGUGAGUGAUCAGCUACCAAAAGCUUAUUUUAUCACGACUGACCCUGUCAUAUUUAAAGUGCUAUUGAUAUUUGUUUUGUGUUUGGUAUCUUUUAACACUUUUAGCAGCAAACUUGUCAUUUCUUUAACAAAAUAUAUCGAUUAAAAUAAUAUUUACUGUCCAAAAUAUUGAGAAAAUAUUCAGAUUUACCGCGCCAUUCUUCAUUGGCUAAGAAAUGAAGAUAAUCAUACAUCAGUUGGUUUAAGACAUUCUGUAUAUAGAAAUAAAAAUUAUUUUGUGCAGUAAUAUAUAGUCAUUCCUAAAAGACUGCUUUGAGACUGCAUCGUAUUGGCUGCAUCAUGAUAUUCAUCUUUGGUAGAGCUAUUGCUUAUUAAUAACUGAUGGAUUUGGCCGUUACUUGAUGGAAAUUCAUUUUAUUUAGCAAUAAAACACUGAAGACUUUUGUUUUCAAUACUUCCAUAUUUAUUAUAAUUUAACGUCACUACAGCUGUUUCGGUAGAGUGAGUUUUUUUAUUGUUCAUUUUUGAAUUGUGAUCUUUAAUCAAAAAUGCUGAAAUUUUCCGUUAUUUUUAUUUGAAUUUACACCUUAAUUAUGAGAAAUAAUUUACAAAUGGAAAUAAAUUGACAUAAUACAACAUGAUGUCUUAAAAGACACUCAUCAACUAGAUCAGCAAUUAUCGGAUUUCUCAUCCUAAAAACUUGAUAUAUUUUAAAGUACAAUCAAGUCUCUACAGUAAAACCUCGAUAUAACGGACCUCUAUUUAACGGACUUCGAUUAUAACGGUCAAAAAAUCCAUGCUUUACCCGUCCCGUACCAAAAUACAUUGCAUACCAUUGGGGUACCGGUGGACCCCAAACAAUGUAUUUUACAAAGAAUUUCUCUGUCCGUUUCAUAUUAUAGCUUAAAUAAGGCAUGGUUCACAUUAGAUAUUUUCAAAAACUGGUUUUUUAAAGAAUUUGUAUCUGAAGUGAGAAAAUUUCAACAGAAGAAUCUGGAAACACCGACGGAAGAGGUGAAAUAUUUAUUGAUUUUAGAAAACGCUCCUGCUAAUUCCUCUGAAAAUAUUCUACGUUCAUAAGAGGUAACUUUAGUUAUGUAUGAUUAGGGCUCCCCAUAGAUUAGGGCAUUAGGGAAUAGUUUUGGCCACCAAAUAAAUAUAUCGCAGAAAGUUUUUAGUAAGUAAUGGUUGUAUUGCAUGAUAAAGCUAAUUUUAAUUUUACUGUGCAUCGAAAAAGGUGAAAGAGCAAACAUUAAAAAAUGGUUAGGAAUUUGUUUGUUAGCCAAGAUGCAGACAUAGAUCUAGAAGUUGGAAGUUCCUAAUUUCUGUAGGACAAUACAAAAUAAUUCCGGAGAAGUAGCUGAGGAAGAUGUUUAACAACCAGCGUCCAGAAGUAGAUGAAGGUGACCAUGGGUAUAACAUAAUGGCUGAAAGUGACAUAACAGAAUACUUACUAAAAAUAAGGAUAGAAGUGAAGAUAGCGAAGAAGACAAACCCCUGCCAAAAAUGAAGUUAUUAGAGGUAAUACCGAAUCUCGACGAUCUAGUAACAUUUACUUAUUAUCCUUAAAUAGCUAAUAUAAGUUCAACUGUAUCAUACGCAUUUUCGUUAUUUUAGAGAGUUGUGUGUAUAAAAAAAACUUCACAAUUGCAAACAAAACUUGAUUCCUUUUUCAAAGCAGGAUUACCUUAAGCAAGUGCGUCGAUAUGUUUUUGUUUUAUUUUGAACCUAUUUUUAUAUAACCGUCUUUCGGCUUUAAGGAUACCCCGCCCCCCCAAUUAGUCCGUUAUAUCGAGGUUUUACUGUAUUUUUUGUUCUGAAAAUAUUGACCACUAAAAUACAAGACAUACAAGGCCAAGAAACAUAAUAUUAGCCGAAGUUUUUAACAAAUAUAGGCUAGAAAAAGGAUAUGUAUCAUACAACGGGAACCUAUUUCACAUAAUGUACAAAACAAUAAAAAAUAGAGUGAAAAAUUACCGAGGUUUUAUUUAGGUGUAAUCAUUUCUUUGGAGCUCUACGCUCAAGUGAUCAAGGAAAUAUUACAAGUACAACUAGACAAGCCGAAAACGGCGGGUUCGUUGGAGAAAAUAUUCCCAUGAGAUUUUUUGCAUAAUCACAUUAGUGAGACAUCCCAGAAUAAGGUUCAAGAAGUCACCCACGUGAAAACUGGUCCAAAUUUUUUUUAACAAUUUUUUUUAAUCAAAUUGCAAAAGACAAUAUUUUAGGCUCGGGUAUUUUUUUUUAUUUUUUGGACCAUUCUGGAUAAAAAAGGUUUCUUAUAAUUUUUCUCUAGUGUUGACCGUUUUCGAGUUAUGCUUAACUUUGAAAAAAAAACGAAAAAUUGCGAUUUUCAAGGCUUAAUAACUCAGUUAAAAGUUAUUAUUAUGAAAGUCAGAAAAGACUAAAUCUAGAGUGCUAUGUAUUAAGAGUAUAAGUCAAAAAUGAAAAUUUUUUAUUAGGACUUUUCGAAGUCUUUUUUACCACUGAUGAAAUAAUUAUUACAACUAAAUAUGAAAAUGGUGACGAAAUAUGAUUAUUAAAUUAAUAAUUAACUAUUUUACUUUCUACUUUGGUAAUACCUUAUUAAUUAUAUAAUUCAAAAUAUAGAAGAAUCCCGAAAAAACUUUUUUAUGACUUAUACUCUUAGUACAUAUCACGUUAGAAAUUAAAGUUAGUAGUAAAGUAGUAAAGCCCCCCUACAAGCUCCUGACAAAAUUUUUGUCAAUAUUUUAUUACUAAGCUGUUAUUUUUAAGUAAUAGUAAUGAGCGUCAUGCACGUAUUAGGCAGCCGUCAAUGCUGAGUGCGAGAGAGAUGCCAUUCCGACAGUCAAAGGUGCAUCUUACUCGCACUCACAUUUACAGCCGCGUCAAUACGAUCUUGCCGCUCAUUGUUAAUAAUUAAAAAUAACAGCUUAGUAAUCAAUUAAUGACACAAAUUUCUUCAGGAUCAUGUAGAGGGAGCUUUAAACUUUGAUUUAGUCACUUUCUGACUUUCAUAAUAAUAAUUUUUAACCAAGUUAUUAAGUCUUAAAAAUGGCUAUAUUCGCGUUUUUCAAAUUUUACAUUGCUUUUAACGCGAAAACGAUCAAAUUUAGAGAAAAAUUAUAAGAGACAUUUUUUAUCCAGAAUUGUGGAAAGAAUCUACAAAAAAUUGUCUGUACCGAAAAUAUUUAUUUUUAAAAUUUGAUUUAAAAAAAUUGUUUAAAAAAAACUGGACCACUUUUCGCGUGGGCGACUCCUUGAACCUUAUUCUGGGGUGUCUCACGAAUGUGUUUUUGAUUAUGCAAAAAAAUCUCAUGGGAAUAUUUUUUAUUCCAACGAACCCGCCGUUUUUGCCUUGUCUAAACUUAACGGAAUGGACGGUAAAGGUGGUAUUAAGCAGAAAAAUGAGCUGGUGUAAUAAGCAUACGAUACAGUAACUUUUUGAAGUACUGACGAAGGCCAAUAUAAUAUACAAAUUAAGCAUGGAAGGUAUAUCUAAUAUCUAAUAUAACACUCAAAAAGUGUAGUAAAAAUGAGAAAUCAAAUUUUUUGACACAUCUCUUGUCAUUAACGGACUCACUAAAGUUGAGUUUUUAAGAAGCAUUGACAAUAUGAAGAAAUGUACGUAAAUAGAAGAGAUUAGAAAGAAAACUGAUGAUAAGAAAAUAAUGAAAGGCAAAUAGCAGAUGAAAUGAAAACAAUGUUAUUCAAACUAAAAAACAUAAAAGCGUAAUUAAGAAGAGAGAAGUAACUGGUCAAAAUGAAAUUAGAGACAUCUAAUUUGAUAUAAAAAUUUGCCAUGUAAGGCCACGUUGAUUAAUUAAGUUAUGUAAUGACAAUUAAUGAAACAAUAGAAGAGAAAACUCUUCACAAACUUAAACUGCAAAUCAUAAGAAAUAAAGUUCCAAGUAAAACAGCUUAUAAUGAAUUUGAAAUAUUCUUGCAAAAUACGAUGCAGUUCCAAUUACCAAAUAAAUGCACAUGACCAAUAUUUUGCCGAAAAAAAAUUCCUUUAACUUUUAUAUACAAACUCCCCCAAAAAUCAUUGACUCUAGGUUCCUAAGUUCUUUGUUUUAUGCGUAACAUUGAAAAUAAAAAGGAUAAUUCAUGAAAAUCUUAUAUAUAAGAAAUAAAUAUAAUUAAUUAAUAUUCAUAUUAUUUUACUAUAAGGAGUAGGCGCAAAAUCUUGGUCCAAUGCUAUUUAAAUGCGUUUAUUUUUUUCGAAUUCUGAAAAAACUAAUAAAUAUUUUUGAAAACUUUAAACACAGAAUGAAAGACUACAUCAUUACCAAGGGGCGAAAGUCCCUUGGAAUAAACAAAGUUUCUUUUGAAUAAAAUAUUUGAAAUUAAAAAUGACACUAAAUUUUCUCUUUUAUUUUCACCCCUGUAACUUAUUAAAAUAAACAUUAUAGAAGUUUUCAUGGACUUUAGGCACUUAAUAAUAAGGUAAUCUUUCAUUCUGCGUUUAAAUUUCUCAGGAUUCGAAAAAAAUGAAUGUAGUUAAAUAGCAUUGGACCAAGAUUUUGCGCCUACCACUCACAAAUCAUAUAUUAUGAAUAUAAAAUUUCACUGGAUAUCAAAUUAUUAUUGCGCAUCCUAUUUAUAAAUUUCAAGAAAUAAUGCAAUAUAAGUUGUCCCGGAACUAAUGGGGGAAAGUCGGGUAAACUACAGCCCCUACUUUACAAAUUCUAAUCGCUUAAUUGAUUCGAAAAAAAUGAAUGCAUUUAAAACACAUUGGCCCGAACUUUUACGCCGACGCCCUUAAGUUACCAUUUUACAUACGUUUUUUAUUUUUCAUUUUAGUGCUAUUUAUUUUAUCCCUCUCCUAAGCAGACCUAUUUUUGUCCUCUACUUGUCUCUGUGUAAUAUUUUUAUUUAAUAUUGAUUUUUGGACGACAGUACAUCAAUUCAAUUAUUGUGUAAAUAAUAAUAUAAGCAAAUACUUUACAUAUAAACAAUAUUUACAGUAGGAAAAAUGAAAGAUUACUCAUGAACCAACAUAUAAAACACGCUGUAUUUUCCUGUGACCGUGUCACAAAAAAAAUUGGCCAGCGCAAGAACAUAUAAUAAAUUAUAUAAACUGUUCUUAUAAUAAUCGUACUGGUUCAUUACUUUCUGGAACAUAGAAAAUAUGUGUUUAAUAAGAUCGCUCAUGGGUAAUCUUUCAUUUUUCCGACUGUAAGUAGUUUAAAUAUACCACUAAAACAUACACAGCUAUAAUUUAAGAAUUUUAAAUCCAGGGUAUAAAAAUCAAUAUUGUUGCACUUUUUUAUAAGGAACAAGUUUCGACAGUUUUCCUUAUGUCAACAGCACAACUAUAAUACAACUAUACCUAUAUUUUAAUAUUUACAUUGCUCAACGUAUAAAUAGUACAAAUAAUAUUAACAAAUUAUCUAGUUUAAUCUCUAAGAAAAAUAUAGUUCGAAUGUAGCUACAUAUAUAUAUAUAUAUAUAUAUAUAUAUAUAUAUAUAUAUAUAUAUAUAUAUAUAUAUAUAUAUAUAGAUAUACAUAUACGAAGCAGAAUCCGCUGAAAUAUUUGAAAAUUUCUGAAUCUUAUAUACCAGUUGGAUAUCAGAGCCAAGAUUUUUUCCACUCCUAUUCUUUCAUCUAUUCUUACUUCCGUGAUUUCGCGAAAUAUAUCGUUAACUGUAUAUUUUAACUAACUUAAGAAGUUUCUUAUUGUAUCCAAUGCACUUACUUCUAUGUAUUUUAUUUUUUAAGAUUAAAAUUUUAAGCUUAUUUUUGUCGGUUCAAAAUAUAUCCAAAUACACAAAACCAUAAGAAGACCAGCAUAAAGCACAUAUGGAAGCAAAACGUGGGCACUAGCAAAAAAGAAGUAAAUAAAUUGCUGGUGUGGGAACGUAAAAUCCUUUUAGUAAUAUGUGGUGUUUGCAGAAAUAGAGUGACAAACGAAUGGAGGUGCAAAUAGAAAAAGUUAGGGUUUCUCUUUUAAAAAUAAAAUCUAGUUAUAUAUAUUUAACCCAAUAGACUAAGAAAGUAAUGACAAAAAAUGCGGAAUAAUGGCAAUCUUGUUAUGAAAAGUGUGUUUCAGAAAAGAACAGAAGAAGAAAGGAAGAGAAGGUCUGUAGAGCUGCCUAGCAAAGGGUAGAAAGAUUCACUCAAAGAAAACCUGGAGAAAAUAGGGGUGAGACAAAUAGUGGCAAUGGACCGAAAAAAAGGACCUGUAAUUAAAAAGGAGUAAAUAUAUAAAUAAAAAAUUAAUAUUAUUCUGUAUUUUGACAACGACACCCGACUUGGGCGUCGAAACGUUAAUAAAAUAAUUUUUUUGGUAAAAUUGUGGCUCAUUUUCCAUUGAAAAUAGUUAAUUAUAAACAUGCCACAAGGAAAUAGUUUCAGAACAACAUUGAAAAGGGAGAAAACAAAAUUAGAAAAUAAUAUAAGACGAUAUAUUACUUAUGCGUAUAUAUUUCUUAAAUAGGCAGGUAACUCUAAAGAACGUUUUGAAUAGAUUAGUUAAACAAAAACAUAAGAAAAGGCGUAUUAAUCGUAAUAACGUACUAAAAAUAUAUCAGACCGAAAUAUCAUUGUUUUCAAUUUUGUAUAACAACUGAAACUGAUAUAAUAAGUAAGAUAUCCACACAGAACACUCUAAAUUCUAUAACCAAUUUAGAACGAAAAUAAAAACAAAAAUUAAGUUUGUUAUCUGCAAUAAGUGAUACUAUAAUUUAUUAUAAACCAAUAAAAAUAUUGAUAUAAGAACUUUUAAGUAAAUUUUCUAAAAGGUUAAAGUUUUCGAUUUAUAAGUAAACAAUGUCCAAUCCUUCCAAUAUAUUUAUAACUAUUUAUAUGUACAUAUGGACUAUCCUUUUUAUUUUCAAUGUUUUUUAUUACUCGUCCUGCUAUGUUUUUCGCUAACCCGAUUAGGACAGUAUUAGUAACUUUAGUCAAUGUUAUAUAGUUGUUAUAACUUUUGUGUUAAAUCAUCAGUAAUUACAAAAUCCACACAAGCACGUUGUUGAAAAUUAUAUGUGAAUAAAAAUUUUAAAAUUUA
Messenger RNA from Diabrotica virgifera virgifera (western corn rootworm), 25800 nucleotides. RefSeq lists its product as uncharacterized. Gene Ontology annotation, biological process: skeletal muscle contraction; positive regulation of protein localization to plasma membrane; positive regulation of voltage-gated calcium channel activity. The transcript has 19 exons. Bases 363 to 4604 code for a protein of 1413 amino acids. Gene Ontology annotation, molecular function: protein binding. The record is from RefSeq and is a predicted model, not a curated record. Lineage: Eukaryota; Metazoa; Arthropoda; Insecta; Coleoptera; Chrysomelidae. Gene Ontology annotation, cellular component: extrinsic component of cytoplasmic side of plasma membrane.